CCAUAUGUAUGUUUCACGUAAGCUAUCGCGCCAUUUUUUUACAACAUCAUUUUUCUAUUUUUUUCUCUUUCAUUCUUUUUUUUUUUUUUUUUUAACUUUUCUCUUCCAUUUCUCUCCGAAAUUGCAACCCCCUCUCACUUCACUCUUUUUAACUAACGGGUGAAUUUCUCUCUGAAUCUCCGCAGUUCUCUGUAAGAAAAAGGUAUCAUGUCUAAGAAGAAACCUGAUGGUAAGCCUCCGCUUGCUAAAUCACCUAUCCGGCUACGACCCUAUCGCGUCCUUCCAUCGAAGUCAACCUCCCUGCAAACCCCACCAAGUUCUUUAACGAAAUCCCAGAAACCUAUUCGUUCUUGGGCCAUGGAAGAAUCGGGGAUUCAACAUGAGUAUCGUUCCAUUUCUUGCAAGUUGCAGGCUUUGGCUAGGAUGGUUAGAGAUGAACUUGGAAAUAGGGAAAUAGAAAACGCUGGUCUUGGUGAGACUAGUCUCAUUGCUACCUGUAGUCCUAUGUUUGAGUGAGGCAGGUUUUACGAUGAAUACUCAACGAGGAGAAACGAGAGGCUUAAGAGAAAGAAAGGCUAAACAGGGAUGGUAUCCAAGAACAUCUUGGGGUUACAGUUGAAUCUUCGAAGAGAAGAGACUCCAAGAAGGUUGAGUCUUGAAAACUUGAGUAUUCAUCAAAAGCUUCAAGUCUCUCUCUCCCUCUCCCUCGAUCAAGCAAAAUCUCGAUCCAACAAGAACUUGCCUUAAAUUAAAAACCCUUUGAUUCCCCAAAAAAUUUCCGGAUCUACUUUUUUUUUUUGUUAUACGAGUAUGAUAGAAAAUAAAAAUUUUUUUGUCGAUCGGAAAGCAAAGCCCAG
This is a messenger RNA of Durio zibethinus, 857 nucleotides long. Lineage: Eukaryota; Viridiplantae; Streptophyta; Magnoliopsida; Malvales; Malvaceae. The record is from RefSeq and is a predicted model, not a curated record.